Molecule: messenger RNA, 1577 nt
Organism: Agrilus planipennis (emerald ash borer)
Lineage: Eukaryota; Metazoa; Arthropoda; Insecta; Coleoptera; Buprestidae
Product: CCA tRNA nucleotidyltransferase 1, mitochondrial
Exons: 7
Coding region: 173-1561 (462 amino acids)
Biological process (GO): RNA processing
Molecular function (GO): nucleotidyltransferase activity; RNA binding
Source: RefSeq, a predicted model, not a curated record
AUAACCUUAAAUAAAUUUAUAUUAAGGAAGCCGUUAAAUCUUAAAAAAUAAAAGUAUUUAAAUUAAAAGUUGCAAAUAUUUACUGUAAUUUUGUGUCAGCCAGAUAAUGAAAGUAUUGUUUGCUUUAGAUUUAUUCCUUCAUAUCACCCCUUAACCUCAAAAUAUUUGAAUUAUGAAUUUUUGUAAAUUAUUACGCAAAACUAUUAAACUGAAGUCUUGUGUACGAUAUUUAAAUAACUACAAAACGUUUUCUAAAAGGCAAAGAAUUGAAGAAAUUCGAAAGACAGUUUUUCCAAAAAGUCGCAAAAAUCCUGUAAUAAUGAAAUUAGAAACUCCUGAAUUCAAGUCUAUAUUCACAGAUGAAUUAAAUUUAUUAAUAAAGUUGUUCAAAGAUAAUGGAUUUGAACUGAGAGUUGCUGGAGGUGCUGUGAGAGAUUUACUAAUGGGGAAUAAACCAAAAGACCUAGACUUCGCCACAACUGCAACACCAGAUCAAAUGAAGGAGUUGUUUACAAACGAGGGAAUAAGGAUGAUAAAUAUGAAAGGUGAAAAACAUGGUACAAUCACUGCAAGGAUUAAUGACAAAGAAAACUUUGAAAUAACAACACUGAGAGUUGAUCUUGUGACAGAUGGGAGACAUGCAGAUGUUCAAUUUACCACUGACUGGUUGUUGGAUGCUAACAGGAGAGAUCUUACAAUUAAUUCUAUGUAUCUUUGUUUUGAUGGGACUGUAAUUGACUAUUUUUAUGGGUAUGAAGAUCUUAAGAAGAGACGCGUUUGUUUUGUAGGUGAUGCAGAAACCAGGAUUAUUGAAGAUUAUUUAAGAAUAUUAAGAUACUUUAGGUUUUUUGGUAGAAUAUCCGAGAGACCAGACACACAUGAAGAAGUUACAUUGGAAGCAAUUAGGAAAAAUGCAUCAGGUUUAGGUCAAGUUUCAGGAGAGAGGAUAUGGGUUGAAUUGAAACAAAUCCUUGAAGGAAACUUUGCAGGGGAACUUGCCCUUACUAUUUUAGAUUGUGGAAUAGGUCCUUAUAUCGGAUUACCAAAUAAAGUGAGAAUUGAUGAAUUACAGAGGGUUUGGGGAAAAGGUAAACAUUUAUCUCUGAAGGGAAUUACUUUGUUGACUUCCUUAUUAAGUAAUGAAGAAGAUGCUCUUGCAUUACACAACAGACUCAAGUUAUCUGCUUAUGAAAGAGAUCUCGCUUUAUUUAUUAUCCAACAUAGGGCUCCAAAGCCCAGUCCAGAUCCUUUACUACCCUACCAAAAGCUUGUUGUCUUGGGAAAAGGAAAAGAUAUAAAGGACUAUGUGAUACAAGUACUGAAGUAUAACAAUUCACCUUAUAUACAGGAUUUUGAAUCAUGGAUUCCACCAAAAUUUCCAGUAACUGGAACUAUGUUAAAGGAUUAUGGUGUGGAAAGUGGCAAAUUUAUGGGGGCCGUACUAUCGGAAUUAAAGGAGAUUUGGGCAGAGAGUAAAUUUAAUAAAACGAUAGAUGAAUUACUUAAAGAUGUACCACAUAUUGUUAGCACUUUGAAAGAACGAAAAAAGGUCAAACAAUAAACCAAUUAGUUUUCUA